Messenger RNA from Oncorhynchus masou masou (cherry salmon), 951 nucleotides. RefSeq names its product dorsal root ganglia homeobox protein-like. The transcript is spliced from 6 exons. Gene Ontology annotation, biological process: regulation of transcription by RNA polymerase II. Lineage: Eukaryota; Metazoa; Chordata; Actinopteri; Salmoniformes; Salmonidae. The record is from RefSeq and is a predicted model, not a curated record. Bases 1 to 951 code for a protein of 316 amino acids. Gene Ontology annotation, molecular function: RNA polymerase II transcription regulatory region sequence-specific DNA binding; DNA-binding transcription factor activity, RNA polymerase II-specific.
AUGUUUUACUUCCACUGUCCCCCUCAGCUGGAUGGAGAAUGUUGUCGGACUAAUACAUUGAACACCAACGGGUUUCCCAACCAUUCGUCAGCAGGUGAUUUUGAUGACGGCUUUCUGCGGAGAAAACAGCGUAGAAAUAGAACAACAUUUACACUGCAACAGUUGGAGGCUUUGGAGGCUGUAUUCACACAGACUCACUACCCCGAUGUUUUCACACGUGAGGAACUGGCCAUGAAGAUUAACCUGACUGAGGCACGUGUCCAGGUGUGGUUCCAGAAUCGUAGGGCCAAGUGGAGGAAGACUCAGAGAGGGAGUACAGACCCCGACGGAGGUAAGGAGCAGAUUAACGAGGGAGGCACUCCUCCGUCCAGGAGUCUGAACUCCCAGUCUCCUGUGGACCAGAGCAGGAAACAGAAGGAACCUCUGGAGAUGCAGCAGAGUAUAAGCCGAGCAGUAGGUCCUGGUGGGCCGUUCUUCCCAUCCUGUCUACCAGGGACCCUCCUGAACUCAGCCACCUAUGCCCAGGCACUGUCGCAUGUUGCCACAAUGAAGGGAGGUGGUCUGUGUUCUUGCUGUGUUCCUGACCCCAUGGGCCUGUCCUUCUUGCCCCCCUACGGUUGUCAGGGUAACCGUACAGCCAGCGUGGCAGCCCUGCGGAUGAAGGCCCGUGAGCACUCCGAGGCCGUCCUGCAGUCAGCCAACCUGCUGGGGAAUGGCCAUGGGCAUGGCGCUGGAGUAGGAGGCCUGCCCAGGGUCGGGGGUGGGUUGAAAAGGCCCAGGAUGGAACCUGUCCUGGGAGUCAUAUCUGGAUCAGUGUCUGGUGUUUCUGGAGCCGUGGGGGGAGGAGCAGGGGGCGGACUUACUCUCAGCCCAGGCUCCAAGGCCCCGACUCAGGGUAGAGGGUCUGACAUGCAUCGCCUCUGCCCCAAGGAACCACUGGAGAAAAAGUGA